UCGAAAUUCAAUCGAUCAUAUUUCUGAAGUCAGCUGGGCUAAAUUGGUUGGUCAUAUCAUUCACUGCCACACUGAAAUCUAUCAUGCUGCUCUGCUUUUGACUCGCUUUUGACUCGCCAUGGAAAACAGUGUACGAGAUACAAAAAUGACCGCAAGAAAGAGAGACGGUGCCGAAAUGGUUUAUAAGUGUUCGUCCAUGUUGUCUGUUGUUGCCAUUGCUUUCACUUUUGCUGUCUUUGUAAGAAUCGAAUCAGUCGCUCAGGCCUCGAAGACGAUGGACUCCAAGUUCACGCUGCAAAUUCAACAACUCCGAGAUGCCCUCAGUAAAUCAGCCUCCCGCAGUAAAGAGGACCUUGAAGUUUCUGAAGACAUUCAAUUUAAAAGCACCGUGGUCCGCCGUAGUUUGGAUACCUAUAACUCUAAUGAUCCUGUGGGUUUGCGAGACAUGGGAGAGGCUAUCAAGAGAUAUGUGCGAUCGAAUAUGAAAGGAUAUGCCUGUCAAAGUCCGGACAGGGUCUGCGUGGCAGGGCCCCCCGGACUCAGAGGAAGUCGUGGUCCCCCCGGAGAACCAGGAGUCAAAGGAGCAAAGGGAAAGAAGGGAACACAAGGAGUUAUGGGACCUCCAGGAGAACCAGGAAAGCAAGGCAUCAAGGGAGAUAUUCGGCCUGAGGGAGUCAAAGGCGAGAAAGUCCUGGAGUAGAAUAAAUGGCUCACGAUUGGCAAAUUCUGGCGUUCGGAAUAAUUUAUUACAAAUCACAAAAACCACCUUCAAUGACUCAGGAAAUUAUGUUUGCACAGCCAGAAACAUUUUGGGACAAGUUCGAAAAGCCGUAAAGCUUUUUGUUGAAGUGCCUCCUCGUUUUACCAAGAUCCCGAGUAGAGUUAUAAAAGUCAAAGCAAACACAGUAGCCUCUGUUGUCUGCCAAGCUUUUGGUUUUCCUCCACCGACAAUUCAGUGGUCAAGGGCAUUUUCACCGUUACCACAGGGACGAUCAUGUGUCCAGAACGGAGUUCUUACAAUCUCCAAUUUUAACCUUCAAGAUGAUGGCACUUAUCAGUGCAAAGCUGUUAACAAGUUGGGUUAUGUUACUGUUUUGACCACCCUGAGCUAUUUCAGAG
This is a messenger RNA of Stylophora pistillata, 1119 nucleotides long. RefSeq lists its product as uncharacterized. NCBI's taxonomy places the organism in Eukaryota, Metazoa, Cnidaria, Anthozoa, Scleractinia, Pocilloporidae. The record is from RefSeq and is a predicted model, not a curated record.